AUGACCAGCAAAGACUACUACUUUGACUCGUAUGCUCAUUUUGGCAUCCACGAAGAGAUGUUAAAGGACGAAGUCCGAACCAUUUCGUAUCGCAAUUCCAUGUAUCAGAACCGUCAUUUGUUCAAAGACAAAGUUGUUUUGGACGUUGGCUGUGGUACUGGUAUUCUAUGUAUGUUUGCUGCUAAAGCAGGAGCAAAGAUGGUGAUUGGUGUCGACAUGUCCAACAUCAUCGACCAUGCCAAAAUUAUUGUGCGCGAUAACCAUUUGGAUGACAAGAUCACUUUGAUCAAGGGCAAGAUGGAAGAGGUUAAACUGCCUGUCGACAAGGUUGAUAUCAUCAUCUCCGAAUGGAUGGGAUACUGUCUUCUCUACGAGUCUAUGCUCAACACUGUUCUGCAUGCUCGUGACUUGUAUUUGGCACCUGGCGGUCUCAUUUUUCCAGACAAAGCAACCAUGUGCGUUGCAGCUAUUGAAGAUGCUGAUUACAAGGAGCAAAAAAUUGGUUUUUGGGAUAGUGUGUAUGGCUUUGAUCUUUCUCAUAUCAAAUCGAUUGCUAUUAAAGAACCCUUGGUCGAUACUGUUGACCAAAAGUCGGUUGUGUCUGAUGCAUGCGUCAUCCGUGAGCUCGAUCUCUACACAGUCACUAUUGAGGACUUGAAAUUCGAUGUUCCAUUCCAGCUCAAAAUUAACCGUGCUGAUUUUGUUCAUGCAGUCAUUUGCUACUUUGACAUUCAGUUCACUGCUUGCCACAAAAUGAUUCAGUUUUCCACUGGACCUCACGCAACAUACACCCACUGGAAACAGACUGUGUUUUAUUUGCAUGACGUUUUGGCUGUCCGUGAGGAUGAUGUUAUUACUGGCCAGUUUUCGCUUGCACCCAAUGCUGAUAACCAACGUGAUCUCGAUAUUAGAAUUCAAUACAACAUGAAUGGUCAGGAAGAACAAAAGUCUGGUGAUCAUUCCUACAAAAUGUGCUGAUUAUAAUCAUAUCUAUAAACCUCAAGUUUCUUUACCUAAAUUUCCUUUAACAUCACAGCCGUACUCACGUAAAAUAGAACACUUGUAUUUAUCUUGCAACGACUGCCUCUAUUUUGCUCUGGAAUAAAAAUGGUUAAAUAUUCGUUAUACUU
Batrachochytrium dendrobatidis JAM81 is the source of this 1130-nucleotide messenger RNA. Its product is annotated as protein-arginine omega-N methyltransferase HMT1. Gene Ontology annotation, biological process: peptidyl-arginine methylation. The transcript is spliced from 3 exons. The coding region runs from base 1 to 978 and encodes 325 amino acids. The record is from RefSeq and is a predicted model, not a curated record. NCBI's taxonomy places the organism in Eukaryota, Fungi, Chytridiomycota, Chytridiomycetes, Rhizophydiales. Gene Ontology annotation, molecular function: protein-arginine N-methyltransferase activity. Gene Ontology annotation, cellular component: nucleus.